GUGUGUUUUGACAGCGACUGGAACAGGUUUUUUUGCCCCGGGUGAAGGUGCAGUGCUCCCGCCUGCAGCUCCUCCGCUCACUCUCAGCCGGCGGAGCAAACAGCAUGGACUCAUAGUGCAGAAACUCCUUCAAACAACUUCAACAACACGGAGGACCAAACGGCUGCCUGAUGGACCCGGAGGUUUAAUCGGAAGGGAUUUUAAUGCAGCUGUAACAGAGACACAACAAUCAUGCCUUCACACCGCAGGGGAAGGAGUCUCUCCGACGCCCUGACUCUGGAGCAGUCGGAGGAGGGAGGGCUCAUUGUUUCCAGCAUUAACGACAGCGCCUCAGCCAAUCAGGGGCUGAGGAAAGGGGAUGAGCUUUUGGGAGGCACAAUCAAUUUCGAUCAGUUAUCAAAAACGGAGGUGUUAGAAGUGUUGGAGCUGAUGAAGCCGUACGAUAAGUUCCAAGUACUCACCAGGAACAACAUGAGCAAGAGCGUCGGAAACCUGGACGAGAUAACAAAGAGUCCUGAGACGAUGUUGAAUGAUUCUUACAACAAACUCUACAAUAACAAAAUCAAGAAGUUCAUGAAAAGUGAGGAGGAGCUAAGCACCAAGCCAACUGAUCCAGGUUCGUCUAAGGUGGGGUUGCCUCGCCUUGGAGUUGACUUUGGACUUAUGAAACCCAAGCCUCUGAUCACAGACAUUGAUGAUGAUUCAGAAUCUGAUGAAGGUGGAGAACUAACAUACAACAGCAAUCUGAACCUUCCACCGCUGGGUUUUGGAUCCAAUGGGACAACUAUAAGUGGAGCUCAGGUACCAAGACUGAAAGUUGAUGCUAGAGGUCCACAGUUUAACGCUCAAGGCUUCAAUGUGUCUGGAUCAUUACCAGAGGGACAAAAUCCUACAGCUGGUAUACAACUUCCAAGAAAUGGACAUUUUAGAUCUCCAGAAAUGGGAAUGGACUUAAAGGGUUUAGAUGCUAGUGCCCCUGACAUAGGGACUAACCAUAGAGGGGGAACAAUGACAGGUCCAUCCCUUGACUUUGAUGCUCCCAAAGUGGGCUUUGAAGGACCAAACAGAAUGCCAAAAUUCAAACUGCCAGACCUGGGGCUAUCUGGACCCUCUUUUAGUAGUUCGGAAGGUGAGGUCAACACACCAGAUAUAGGAACCUCAGGUAAGCUUGGACUCAGGUAUUCCAAGAGACACAAAUACCCAGAUCUAAAUGUGGACAAUCCUUCUGGUUAUCUAGAGUCACCCAAGCUGAGGCUGUCUGGAAGACCUACUGACUUAGACCUAGAAAUGCCAGGUGUAGAUGCGUCACAACUUGAUGUACAUGGGCCAGACAUUGACAUGCCUUCAGGUAAAGUCAAAGUUCCAUUUAAGAAACCAAAGAUGAGUCUGAGAUCUUCAGAUUUGGAUGUGGAUGACCCCUCAGGCAAGUUUAACAAGCCAAGAUCUAAGGUCUUUGGGACAUUGCCAAAGCAUACAGAUGUGGAUCUGAAUGCAGGGAUGAAAACACCCGAACUAGCUCUGAGAUCACCAAAGCUAAAAGACAUCAAUGCACCGGAUGUGCGAGGUCCAAAAAUGGAUCUUAGAGCUCCAAAUUUGGACCUCGACUCUCCAGAUUUUGACAUUGGCUCCCCCAAGGGGAAAUUCUCAAUGCCAAAGUUUAACAUGCCCAGCUUAGACUUUUCAGGUCCAAAAGGAGGAAUUGAUGCAUCUCUGGACAGACCAGACCUGCCAUCAGGUAAUCUUGAUCUAAAUGUGUCUAAGCCAGACUUCGACAUUGAUGCACCUUCACUUGAUCUGAAAGGUCCAAGGUCAAAUCUAAAAAUGCCUGAUAUUGGAGGUCCAAGUUUUAAUAUGCCAGAUUUUGGAUUGUCAGGACCAAAGCUAAAAGGGCCUGAUGGUAAACUAAGGACUCCUGACUUUGAUCUCACAGCCCCUAAAUGUAAGGGCGCUAUUGGCUCUCCAGAUUUUAAUUUGCCCAAGAUGGACCUUAAUAAACCCAAACUAGACCUUAACACCCCGAAACUGAACUUAGACAUGCCAUCAGGUAAACUGAAAAUGCCAGAGCUUCAUGCUCCAGACUGGGAUGUAAAUGCUCCCUCAGGCAAAAUGAAAAUGCCUAAAUUCAAUCUUUCAGGUACACUACCAAAGGGACCAAAUCUGGACAUUGACACUGAUCUGAAUGCUCCAAAGAUGAAGGGUGGAUUUGAUGCUCCUGACUUGAACUUACCAAAAAUGAACCUUAAAGCUCCUAGGUUAGAUGUAAAUACGCCAGAUGUAAACAUUGGUUCACCCAAAGCAAAAUUUAAAAUGCCCAAAUUCAAAAUGCCCAAAUUUGGUAAACCAAGCCUCAAAGGACCUGAGAUUGGCGGACACUUUGAUGGCCCAGAUCUUGAUGUUAAUGUACCCAAUGUCAACCUCAAAGGUCCUAAAGCUGACAUGGAAAUGCCAGAUCUUGAUAUAUCUGGUCCAUCUGGAAAAUUCAAAAAGCCACAUUUUAACAUGCCAAAUGUUGGGCUUUCUGGUCCAAAGUUGGAUGGCCCUAACCUGGGCCUGAACACACCUGAUCUUGAUAUAUCUGGUCCUAACUUCAGUGGAGGUUUAAAUGCACCAGACAUGAACAUGCCCAAGAUUGACUUCAACACCCCAAAACUGAACAUGCCAUCAGGUAAACUGAAAAUGCCAGAGCUAAAUUCUCCAGACUGGGACAUUAAUGCUCCCUCCGGCAAAAUGAAAAUGCCUAAAUUCGACCUUUCAGGCAAAUUACCAAAAGGACCAAAUAUGGACUUUAAAGCUCCCAAAAUAGACAUGAACACUCCAGAUAUCAACAUUGGUUCACCUAAAGCAAAGCUGAAAAUGCCCAAAUUAAAAAUGCCUAAAAUGAAUCUACCAAGCCUAAAAGGACCUGAUAUUGAUGGAAACUUUGAUGGCCCAGACAUUGAUAUCAAUGCACCAGAUGUCAACCUAAAAGCGCCCAAAACUGACUUUGAAAUGCCGGAUGUUGGUUUUGGGAGCCCAUCUGGACAUUUCAGAAAGCCAAAUUUGAAAAUGCCCGAUGUGGGAUUUUCCAGUCGAGAGUUUGAUGGCCCAGACUUCGACUUUGAAUCACCAGAUCUUAAUGCCAGAUUACCAAAGGUUCCAAAUUUGAACAUAAAUUCGGGCCUAAAAACUCCAGAUCUUAAUCUCAAAUCUCCAAAAUUGAAAGGUGGAAUCAAUGUUCCCAAAUUCGGAUUGCCAAACAUGGACCUUAAGGCUCCAAAGUUUGAUAUGGACACUCCAGAUCUCAACAUUGGUUUACCUGAUGCAAAGUUCAAAACGCCCCAAAUCAAGGUGCCAAAGGGCCCCAAUGUUGACAUAAACGGAAGCAUACCUGACCUGAAUAUCCCAAAUGUAGAUGUCAGCGGUCCAAAUGGAACAUUUAAAAUGCCAAGUUUAAACACACCAGACAUUAAUCUUUCAGGACCUAAACUGAAAGGCCCUGGUAUUAAUAUGCCAGACUUAAAUCUGCCUGAUACCAGUUUUAAUGCAAUGCGUCCUGAUCUAGGAAUAGAUGGUAACAUAGGCCGACCUGACAUGAACUUCAAUGCCCCGAAUUUCAAAGGAAGACUAAGUGGCCCAGACGUUGACAUGAACAUGCCCUCAGGAAACAUCCAGGGUCCUCAGACUGAUUUUGAUAUGGAAGGCAGAAAAUUCAAACUUCCUUCUUUCAAGCUGCCUCAGUUUGGAGGUCCAGAUCUUAACAGGGAAGGGUGCGAUAUUGACUUUGAUGCAUCUCUGAGAUCCCCCCUGAAUACAAAAAUGAACAUGAAACCACAACAGUUGAUUGGGGAUUUCACAGGCCCAAAUGUUAGCUCCCCAAACAUGCCGAAAGUGGCAAUGCGGAAUCCCCAAAUGCAUCUCAAAUCUCCAGAUUUUAACAUGGAUGAUCCUUCGCUAAACUUCGGAGGACCUUCUAAUAUGAAUCUCAGAUCAGAUAUCCCAGACAUGAGAAUGCCUGCACUGGAUAUAGAUGGAGAUGUCAGACUUCAUCACAAUGAUAGACAGCUUCCAAGGAACCAAGUUAGGUCCAGCUUCCCUAUGGUGGACGCUGGUUUUAACCCCCAGUUUGAUUACAAUCGUUCAGAUCUCAACAUUGAUGAUUUCACGGGAAAAGAUCAUGUACUUAGAGCCAGAGGUUUGAGAUUGGACGGCCAGACACAAGGCAACCAUGGACAGGCAAUGUUCCCGUCAGGUAUUAAUCUUGACAUGAGGGACCCCAGACAAACCAGCAGAGUUCCUUCUGGUGACAUUCAAAGGCCUAGAUCAAUGCAGCAGGUACCUAACGCACAUAUGCAACAGUUCUCUCAGGAUCCAAGGUCAAUGCAACAGAUACCUAACGCACAUAUGCCACAGUUCUCUCAGGAUCCAAGGUCAAUGCAACAGUUACCUAACGCACGUAUGCCACAGUUCUCUCAGGAUCCAAGGUCAAUGCAACAGUUACCUAACGCACGUAUGCCACAGUUCUCUCAGGAUCCAAGGUCAAUGCAACAGUUACCUAACGCACGUAUGCCACAGUUCUCUCAGGAUCCAAGGUCAAUGCAACAGGUAGCUAAUGCACGUAUGCCACAGUUCUCUCAGGACCCAAGAUCAAUGCAACAGUUAGCUAAUGCACGUAUGCCACAGUUCUCUCAGGACCCAAGAUCAAUGCAACAGGUAGCUAAUGCACGUAUGCCACAGUUCUCUCAGGACCCAAGAUCAAUGCAACAGUUAGCUAAUGUACGCUUGCAAAAUCUCUCUCAAGAUCCAAGAUUAAUGCAGCAGGUACCUAACGCACGUUUGUCACAGUUCACUCAAAAUCCAAGAUCCAUGCAGCAGGUACCUAACGCACGUUUGCAAAAUGUCUCUCAGGAUCAAAGAUCAAUGCAGCAGGUACCUAACGCACGUUUGCAAAACGUCUAUCAGGACCAAAGAUCAAUGCAGCAACUACAUCACACACGUAUGCCACAGUUCUCUCCAGAUCAGAGAAUAAGAGUACCUGACGGUUCAGACGGAUACUACGUCACUAGUUUCCCGAACCAACCACAAAAUCAAAGAAUGCCAAAUCGCAAAUAUAACACUCUCGGGGGGCCUAACUUUCGUCCACGAAACGUAGACCUAGAAGUUCUCGGACAAAAUGACGUAAAAGGGGGGUCAACUUUCUUUUUUUCCAACCUCAUAUAAGUUUAAAAAAACUGGUGUUUUCAUAAGCUGUUACACAUAUUUCUAUUGUGUAUUAUUUUUGUAUAUUGGGGUUUAUUUAUUGUGAGUUCAGCUGUUGAUUGUAUGAUGUAUGCAUAUGUAAACAUUUACACUUUUUUUUGCAUAAUUUACGUUUUUUAUUUGUGUAUAAAGCCAAUAUAGGUGCUUUGUAAUGAUCCAGUUUACAUUACACUACAGCAUCCUUGCACUUGUUUUAUGUUGACGUUUUGUACACCUUUUCUUAUUUGUACUAUGUUUGUACUUUUACCUGAAAAUCAGGUGGUCUUUCCAUGUACAUUGAGUUGAAUGAGGCUCCUUGAAUCCUAACAAUUCCCACCUUUUUUUUCAUGUUAGAUUUUGAAACUCAAGGAGCAAUUUAUGGAUUUCUGGGAACUAUUUUAAGAUCAAAUGUUAUAGGUUUUUUAUAUAUUAACAACGAGAUAUUGAAAUAACCAAAGAUGUGCAUAUGUUUAUAUUAUACAGUAAAUACUUUAUUUUGUAUUGAUUGGGGAUGUAUAUAGUUGAGUUUAUAGAAUUUGUAUGACCAUUUUUUGUUCGACAGAGUUUUUGCUUUAAGGUUUCUGAGCAUAACUAUAACAAAUGUUAAUGACAAUUAUUCAAGAUGCCUUUAUAUGCUAAAAUGUAAAAAACGGACCUAAGCCAUUUUAUAAGUGACCAUGAAGCUAUUAAAUGUGUUACAAUGUAUCCACCCUUCAUCAUUUUGUUAUAUUCUUCAACUUCUUCUUCUUCUUCUUAUUAUUUCAGUUGUUCCAUACUUGUUGUUGUCCUCUUACUACUGUACUUCAACAUACUUUCAGAUAUUGAAAACCAUUCAAACAUUAAACUGUUCAGCUCCUUCAGGACAUGUGUAAAUA
Messenger RNA from Notothenia coriiceps (black rockcod), 6089 nucleotides. RefSeq names its product neuroblast differentiation-associated protein AHNAK-like. Gene Ontology annotation, biological process: regulation of RNA splicing. The transcript has 6 exons. Gene Ontology annotation, cellular component: nucleus; cytoplasm; costamere. The record is from RefSeq and is a predicted model, not a curated record. The coding region runs from base 232 to 5196 and encodes 1654 amino acids. Lineage: Eukaryota; Metazoa; Chordata; Actinopteri; Perciformes; Nototheniidae.